AGCACAAGCAACCCAGCCAGCUCUCAACGCCCGCACACACGCAUGGAAUGGAUCUUCCCCCUCCGGGGGAUACUGCUCUGGAUCUCCCUUCUGUGUCUUUUUGAUAUCCAUGUAUCAGGUCAGAACUGCAGAGGGAAGGAGCCAGUCAUCGACCCUCCUGCUCUGGUGGUGAAAUAUGGAGGUCCAGCCACAGCAACCUGCCACACUGAGUACAAUGCAGAUCUCAUAGGCUGGGAAGCAACAGUGGGAGAUACAAGCAAAGAGAACACACAGCAGCUGGUGUGGAGUGUGGCCAGCGUCACUGACUGGUCACUGCAGUCUGGCAUAACAUGUUACGCCAACUCUGAAUAUGGGCAAUGUCUGACUCUUCUACCAGUCACCAUUUAUAAAAUGCCAGAGAAUGUAGACUUUGUUAUACUUAAUGCUGGUCCACUGGAGGAGGGACACGAGUACUUGCUGGAGUGUGAGGUUCAGAGUGUGGCUCCACUUAUCAAGCUCACUGACAACCUCACUGUCAUCUGGUUCAGAGGGGUCACUGAGCUGAAACGAUCAGGCUACUCUCAGUUCACUAUUAACGGUGAUCAGUCUCAGAAUGUCACUGUGAGAACUAAUCUGAGUAUCACUGCUUCCACAGAGGACCACAGAGCCUCCUACAGCUGUGCUGCCCAUCUGGAUCUGGACACAGCUGCGACCAUUCCUGACACCAGAUCGAAUAGUAUCCUACUGGAAGUAUUGUAUAAACCCCGAGUGUUGAACAGCACUGGGAACACGACCGUUGGCGUCGGCGACAAACUGGAGUUGAGCUGCACGGCUGAUGCCAACCCCAGCCCCUCCUUCCAGUGGAAGCACAACGGUUUGGUGUUAGCAGGUAACAACAACAAUACGCUCCUGAUCGACUCUGUCACUGUGGACAACGAGGGCGUUUAUGAGUGCAUCAUCAAGAACAGUCAAGGACAAGUGUCCGCAAAGAUGGACGUGAAAGUCGAGAAGAAAGGCAACCCAGUGGGAAUCAUAAUCGGUGUGGUAUUGGUGGUGAUGGUCCUAGUUAUUUUGGGUGUAGUAAUCUAUAAGAAAUACUUCUAAAUAAAGAAAUAGGCAUGAGCAUAAUGGA
Molecule: messenger RNA, 1111 nt
Organism: Alosa alosa (allis shad)
Lineage: Eukaryota; Metazoa; Chordata; Actinopteri; Clupeiformes; Clupeidae
Product: carcinoembryonic antigen-related cell adhesion molecule 5-like
Exons: 5
Coding region: 43-1083 (346 amino acids)
Biological process (GO): cell adhesion
Molecular function (GO): integrin binding
Source: RefSeq, a predicted model, not a curated record